UAAACUACAUUAGCCUAUAUGCAUCCAACGGAAAUACAAAAAUUGAUAAUGAAUUAAGAUUUUCUGCUAUUUCUACGCCACAGUAUAAUUUUUAUAUCGGUAAUUCGUGCGCUGUGAAGCCCUAACAAUACUCUUUAUGAAAACAUUAGCCCUUUCUCGUAUACCAGUGUGCUGCUUCGGAUACAAGUUGAACACGUUGAAAUGAUUUUCGACCAAAGUCCGGUGAAAUUUUACGUAAUUUUUCAAAUUUUUCUCAGCGUAACUUACACAAAUGGAUACAAUUGCAAAACUGCAGCCGAAGAUCCUGUUGCCAAGAACGAAGAAAACCUUAAAUGCUACCUGUUCUCAAUGCUCAAUCAACAUACACGUCCUACAUGGGCCGAUACAAACGCCACCAAAAUCACUAUUCACAGUUGGUAUGCGAAUUUGGAUACUCUAAACGGCAUCUUUGAAUUACGCGGAUUGAUAAAUAUGGAAUGGCUCGAUUACCGACUCACUUGGAAACCAAACAAACACCAUGGCCUAUCCUCUUUGAAUAUUACAGAUGAUCUGAUUUGGAUACCCAAAAUACAAUUCACCAAUAAUCCAGCGUUUGCUUAUGAAGAAUUCCUUGGUCCUGGAAGUACAACUGCGUUAAAUCAUGGAGUAAUAUCGCACGUAGCACCUUUCAAUAUACGAUCCCGGUGUAAAAUCGGAGCAGAGUCUCGAUUAUUCUUGAAUACGCACAAUUGCCAGCUCAACUUCACAAUGAACGUUUUCCAUUCAGAUUUCACAUUUUCAAAUCUUACUUAUUUGGAUAUAACAUCACCAUGGACCAUCACAAAUACCCAAUACACAUAUCUCGAAGAAAAUGAUGAAACAGAAUCACUCUCAGUGAACGUGACAUUAAAAAGGGACAUAUUGUCCACAUGCCUCAAAUUUGCAAGAAAUAACACAGCAGAACAACUCAGAUGUCACUUGUUAACAAAUUAUAAUUCCUCUCAUGCUCCUUGGGGACGUUAUUUUCACAACUCGAAGUUCACAAUUCAUUAUGCUGACGUACAUGCUUCAGGGAUGUUUCAGUUAAUUGGAGAUUUGCAAGUGGAAUGGGAAGAUCCUCAAUUAACCUGGGAACCAAGCAAAUACGGUAAAAUUCGUUCUCUAGAUAUUAAGAAUGAUACUCGUCGAAUAUGGAAACCAUCAUUUGCAUCAAUGAACGGCGCAUUUCCCAACAAUAAACCGUUACUCAGUUCUGGCCAUCUUACUACAGUAUCGUUUCGAGGAGAGGUUACACUCGUGGCGAGAGCUAUCAAUAUACAAGGUACAUGUCACAUCAAAACAGAAAAUAUGCCGUGGGUAGAUCAAGUAUGUUACCUUCAAUAUACAACUGACUUACUCAAUAGACUCGCCCCUCCCGAAAUGGGGAAUGAUUUGACCGAUGUAAUUACUGACAUGGAAUCACCAUGGACGUUCGAUGACCGAUAUACCUGGGGCUAUUGGUCGAAUGAAUACAAGAAUAACAAUUCUUACGCAGUAAAAGCACCCAUUGUACUUCGCCGAAACAUGAGUCAAUAUGAAUCCACACGACGAUGCAUCUUGUUUGCAAACACCUAUGAAGAACAACUCAAAUGCAAUUUAUUAUCGAACGUUAACUCUAGCAGACCUCCUCAGCAAGCGUUUCUCUUAGGUCCAAGAGUAGAUAUGAUGAUAUCCUACACAGAUUUGAAUAUCGAAAACGGAAUAUUCCAAACGAAAGCGGUGCUAGUAAUGAAUUGGAUAGAUGAACGAAUGGUCUGGAACCCGGAAAAAUUUGCAAAUCAGUCUGUUUUAAACGUCGAAGAAGACGCAGUAUGGAAACCAUGUUUCGUAUUGAACAAUGAGGCGUUUCAAGAUUCUCUAAACAACGUAUCGCAUGAUGAAGGUCACUAUGUGAUACAACCAGGGUCACAUGAGCACGAAAACUGGACCUGGACGUCGCAAGAGAAGGUAGACUCAAGAUGCAACACUGGUGGGGGUUACUUGAAAGCAUUUUCAAAUGGCAACAUGUCCUGGACUCCGUCAAUGAAUCUAGAAACAAGAUGCAACAUGACUUCUAAUAGUUGGCCAUGGAAUCCUCAAACGUGCCAACUCAAUUUCACUUUCAAUACUGUAAAUUUGACUUUGAAUUUAUCUCAAACUAUGUUACCUGGAGCCCAAUGGACAAUAACCAAGUUUGCAAGAAAACUUCCGUGCCCCAGCGUUUUCAAAUGCACUUUUGAAAUCACCUUGAAAAUGAAAAGCCGUUCAUUGCAGAUCGUGUUAUGUUUGUUAUUUACAGGUGUCAGUUUAAUAACAUUGUCGUCAUUUUUGAUAUCGCCUACGAAUAGGAUCAAACUGGCUUCAAAAAUAUCAUCUCUGCUACUUCUCGCAAUUUUUCUUGUAAUAUUGAUGAAUUCAAUUCCUCAUUUCAUCACAUGUGCUCGUAAUUUCUUGAUCGGAUUCAUUGAGCUAUUAUUAAUAGUGGGAAUAUCCGCCAGUGCCACUGCCCACUAUGUCCGAUUGGCAAGAAAAUCAAUUUCAUAUAAUGCACUGCUGAACAUGAAAUUCUCAUGUCCCAAAGAAAAUGAAUACGAAAAUGACACAAUGAAAACAGAACUAAUAGAAGCCAUAACGCCUGCGGAUGUCGAAUCCUCGAAUAAGUCUCAAAAUAAAUGGUUGAAAAUAGCAAUGAUCAUUGAAUAUUCGUCGUUUACGAUUUGUUCGAUUAUUGUUGUGCUUCUUAUGAUAAGUUUGAUGAAUUGAAAUAAUGUUUAAAUUUCGAGUCGAUUUUAUUGUCAUUAUCAAAAAGUACAAAUAUACCUAUA
This is a messenger RNA of Planococcus citri (citrus mealybug), 2822 nucleotides long. RefSeq lists its product as uncharacterized. Gene Ontology annotation, biological process: nervous system process; chemical synaptic transmission; regulation of membrane potential. Gene Ontology annotation, molecular function: transmitter-gated monoatomic ion channel activity involved in regulation of postsynaptic membrane potential; transmembrane signaling receptor activity; excitatory extracellular ligand-gated monoatomic ion channel activity. The coding region runs from base 202 to 2760 and encodes 852 amino acids. The transcript is spliced from 19 exons. NCBI's taxonomy places the organism in Eukaryota, Metazoa, Arthropoda, Insecta, Hemiptera, Pseudococcidae. Gene Ontology annotation, cellular component: plasma membrane; synapse; neuron projection. The record is from RefSeq and is a predicted model, not a curated record.